GAGAGAGAGAGAGAGAAAGAAAGAGGAAGGAACUGAUGGCCAACUUUAAUAGAUCAAAUGACCGCGCGUUUGUUGAUUGCCUUCAAAUGAGUGCACAAAAGGUUCUAUGACCUCCAUGGCGCAUAUUGACGAUAUAUUGCUUCAAUGGUGCGCGGUCAGUAUGCGUGUGACACGCGGUGCAUGUGUGUGUGUCAAUAUGCUUUGCCGGAGAAAAGGGAACCUCCGAUAAACAAACAAGGCCCCGGCCAGCGAUCAUAACCGGCUCAAGACGGUACUUACAACACCCCGUUCGGAAGAAAAUGAUCAGUAAGAAGAGCGCCUCAAAGUGGUACAGAAGUUCGCACACACCAACACCACCACGUUCGGGCCGAGAAAAUUGCCGACCGGCCCUCCCCACUACAAACCGUCAAGGUUCGGUUAAUGUUUCGCUGCGCAAAAUACUUUUCUGUAUCGAUCGGUGAUCCGUUGCGUUUGACAACCGUGGCGUCGUUUGACCUUCUCCAGUAGAGCCAAUACAGUGCUGGCUUUGUGGUUGAGUGAGCACCAGCACGUUCCACCAACACAACCUACGCACAAACCACCACCCUCUUCCAGCGCCGUCCAGCGCUGCAACUGCAACAGCCCCACCGGCACUAUGCGUCGCUCAGCCACGUGGACGUACACACGGGCCGCGCCACCAUGGUCGACGUCGACGACAAGCUGUCCACGAAGCGGAUCGCCAAAGCGCAAGCGACCGUGUACGUUGGACCUACCAUCGCGGCGCUCAUUGAAAACAACGAGCUGAAGAAAGGCGACGUCCUCUCGAUCUCACAGAUGGCCGCCAUAGUGGCGGCAAAGAAAACGUCCGAUCUGAUCCCACUGUGCCACAACAUCCCGCUGUCCUCGAUCAAGGUGGAAACGAACCUGAACAGCUCCACGCACGAGGUGCACAUACUGGCGAAGGUGAAGUGCGACGGCAAGACGGGUGUGGAGAUGGAGGCCCUGACCGCCGUUUCGAUUGCCGCCCUGACCGUGUACGACAUGUGCAAGGCGGUCUCGCACGAGAUCCUGAUCAAGAACAUUAUGCUGGUGGAGAAGACCGGCGGCAAGAGCGAGUUCUACCGGAAGCAGUUCGGUCACGAUGCGUCCACGCUGGAGACGCGCACGAUGGAGCAGCGCGCGCCGGAACGGAUGCCGCCGCCAACGCGCCCCUACCGGACCGAUCCGAUCGUCACGAACGAACAGUUUGUGCCGAUGUACAUCUGAAGGCCAAAAGUCAACCCCCGUCGUGUCGUCCCCCGGUCUCACUCACCAAAAGCAAACAAAAAAACUACAUCCGCUUUGCGUGUGCGUAGCGUGCCGUUGUGUGCCUUUAUUCAUUAAGCAAGCGUUUCUUUCCUACAUACACACACACACACACACACACGCGCGCGCACUCCUCAUCGAUCGUCCACGGCCGUUUGGCCCCAGUCCAGUGCCAUCCGGCUGCUGCCACGUGAUAUUGCCUGCAGCCGUACCACCAGCUCCCCGUACGUCUCGCACGCGAGACCCUUGUGUUUGGAGCCGUCGGCCAGUAUCUUGGGAUCGCGCAGUUCCGGAUUCACGCCGCUCAGCCAGCUCAUCGCCGCGGAGCAGAGGUUCGAGUACUUGGGGAUGAAGAGUGGUGCUCGUAUUGUCCUCUCCGAGCCCGUGCCGCUCAGCGGACAGUGAACCCGCGCAUAGCCACGGUUCGUUUCCACGUUCCAGAUGUUGGCACCGUACAGGCUGAACACGAUCUGGGGCCAACCGUGCGGGUUGGUGGAUUUCAUCGUAAACUCUACCGGCAUGUUAAACACGACCGUGCGAUAGUCCGACUCGGUGCGGGCGCUCUGCGUGACGGCCGAUCGGAGACCGGAGACGAGUUCCCAGUCGGGGCCGGCCACAAUGUCGUACCGGCAGAACAGACCACCGCCGUCCGGGCCCAUCGGGAAGUGGGCGGAUUCGAGCUGGCCCGUCACGGUUAGAUGGAAGAAGCUUUCGCUCUCGCCGGAUGUUAGCUGCAGUUCGAGCAUCUUUUUUCACAACGAUAUAUGAGCACUCACGCGGGGACACACACACACACGUGGACAUGCAAUAGAAUUGAUUGGAAAAGUCGACCAAACGACCGAGCAAAACGAACACAAAACGCCAAGAACUUGCUUUCGAAGGAAAAGAAACGGAUGUGCUGAAUACAACCUCUUCUGUUGUGUUGCCGACAUAUAACCAUUUCCAUGGCAACGCCACCAAUACACGCACACACACCCAAAGGUGCGUGUUGACGUUGUAACAAGGCGGUACAAGUGUAAGCAUUUUUGGGAAUUAUUUUGUUAGCGGUUAGCGGGUAAGUGAACAAAAAACAGUGACAAACGUUUAGAAAUAGCAUUAGACUACACACACACAAUCACGGGCAAAGCGAGCUCGUUACUGUGGGGAGGUAUAUCUUUGUUUUAGGUGUAUGUACUUCUAUUUUACAUCACACAAUAAAUCACUUGCACAGACUA
Molecule: messenger RNA, 2498 nt
Organism: Anopheles merus
Lineage: Eukaryota; Metazoa; Arthropoda; Insecta; Diptera; Culicidae
Product: molybdenum cofactor biosynthesis protein 1-like
Exons: 2
Coding region: 679-1245 (188 amino acids)
Biological process (GO): Mo-molybdopterin cofactor biosynthetic process
Source: RefSeq, a predicted model, not a curated record